Messenger RNA from Cheilinus undulatus (humphead wrasse), 2707 nucleotides. RefSeq names its product transmembrane protein 275. The transcript has 2 exons. Bases 601 to 1218 code for a protein of 205 amino acids. Lineage: Eukaryota; Metazoa; Chordata; Actinopteri; Labriformes; Labridae. The record is from RefSeq and is a predicted model, not a curated record.
AGUCGCCCUACCACACAUUAAGCAUUAGGGUUUCUCAUAUAAGACAUGAAAGCUUCACACAGACUGGUGGAGGCAUGUCUCGCGCACGUCAACGUUUUCACUCCGUUUCCGUUUCGGGAUGACCUCUCAGGUGCUACGUGCGUCUCUGUCCACCUCAGCAGCAGCACGCGGUGUCGCGUUUAGUUGUCCACUUGGAGCAAAUGCCGUCUCACAUACAAGUGAUCUUUCCUCUCUUCUCUUGUCGGGUUUGAUGAUUUUCAUCGGCAGGUCGCACCGCUUCGCCUCGCUUUGUGCUCCCUCUGAUUGAAUGGCUGUCAUGACUUGUGCCCUCAGGACCGUGAAGCUACAAAAACAGAAGGAGAAGCAGCUCGUUUGGCGAUUCGUCCUUUCAUCCUCUAUGUGUGAUCACGCGCGGUAAUUAGACUGUGGAUCUCUGUGAGUAACAGAUAAAACAAUGACAACAUCUGGAUAUCGACAUACAGGACAUUUCCUGCCUUGCCUUCCUCCCUGUUUGAUUGUUGCCAUGGGGAAGAGUUUGGACUGAGUCACAGGAGGGUUUGAGCGCAGAGGUAAAGAGAGAGAGUCUGUGGAGGCGAAGACAUGGUCAUCACUGACAGAAGCACCCCUGUACCUAAGAAGGAGCCACAGCAGAAGAGCAGGGGAAAGUCCCGCCCUCAUGGCCUGCCCUCUCCAGCGCUCUGCUGUGCUUGCGGCCUCUGCAUCAUGCUGGCCGGACUCAACAUCACACUGGUGGGGGCGUUUGCCUUCAGCACGCUGGUGCCUUCCGCAAACCCCCCCAUCAUCAUUGGACCUAUUUUGCUGCUUGUGGCUUUCUCCUUUUUCGGAGCAUGUUGUGUGUGCAGCCGUCUCCCCCCUCCCCACAGCUCCAGGAGGUCUAAGGUGGGCGGCCGAGGCUCUGGCCUGAUGGGCCACGGUGGGCUGGCAGGAGGAGCGGCGUUUGAAAUAGAGACCAGUGAGCACACGCUGCAGGACACUACAGCUGUGCAGCUCAGCCCUACCUCUUCCCCUGGAUCUUCGCGGGUGUCCAGUCCAGGAAAAGAGGCUCCGGAUGAGGCCCUACCAGGACUCUGCAAGCUGUUCACCAUGGAGACUAACGGCCCUUCUUCUGUUUCCGCCACCGCAGUCUACUCAACCUCCGCGGCAGCAGAAGGAGGGGAGGUGAGGCUCAACCUGCCACGUGAAGAGGUGGUCACCUAGCAGCACAGAGACUCUUCCAAGGCCGGAGCACUGGCAGUGUACAUAUUCUUCUGGAUCGAGGGCUUGCUGAUUGUGAUUGUGUCUUCUAGUUUACGUAGUGCCAUACCUCCAGUUGUGAACAGUCUGCUUUUGAUUUCCCCACUGUGCAGUCAACUGGUUAUUAGCAUGCAUUGUUUCUGGAACAUCAAAGUAUUUGUGGAUCGUAAGUUUGGGAAUUAAAAUUCCUACCUCUCGUGCUGUUUUCCAAGUCUUUGUUUGAAACUUUGGGCAUUACGAACAGUUCUCAUGUGCAGAAAUGUUUCUAUUUCACUGUUUCUCUGGUCUGUGGAAACCUCACCUGUCAGCAGUGAUCCCAGAGGGCUCGUCUGAAACAAAUGAUUGUUGAUUUGUUCUUAGAACUCAAAGAUUAGAUGUGAAAGGUCAACAGUGAGAACAUGAGUGUAAUGGUACAGUUAUGUUUGUCGUGACAUUUGGUAUUUUGUAUGACAUAUACAGCGCUGAGCUUGUUUUGGGGGCAUAAAAUAUCACAUGUCACAAAGGUCCCAAAGCAAUAUUCUCUUCAGAUGAGAUUAAAUUCUUGGCAUUUACAGUUCUUUUAUCAAUGAUUGCACUGUUUUGCUAUAUAGACAUUCCACUAAAAAAUGAACAACUGUGCUCAAAGAGGAGUGUUACCAUAAAUGUUCAUAUUACUGCACAUAAUGUUUGAGGCACUUUUCCUAUUGUUGACUUAUUUGGUCAUCACUCCAACAUUAACCACCAUUGAUGUUUCCUCCCAUAUUCUUGACAAUUUAUUUUCAAAGAGGUCAUCCUAACUCACAACACGUUUUUUUGUCAUUUCUGCUUGCUUGUGUUUUUGUUUUGUUGCAGUCCAGUCUAUUUCCGCUUCUGUACAGAGAGAUUUGAAUCCAGGCAGAUUCAGGUCAGGCUAAUCACAACCAUUUAUCCAAUAUGGCAAUCUGGCUUCAGUCCGUGCACCUCUGACUGCCACUCUCACACUCACACUGACUGAAUAUCUGAGACGCUGUCUCUUUCAAAACAGAAAUGCAAUAAUUUGCCAAUACAACAUAUUUCCAGUUUUACAAAAAAAUCAUAAAGUGUGGCAGUUGCAUUCAUGAAAUAACCACACUGCAAACAUGACAAACUAAGCAACACUUUAUAAAUAAAGCAGAGAAAAGGGCAGAGGUCUGAUCUGGGAUGAACUUAUGUUUAGACCCAUUUUAGAAGUAGUUACACUUACGGUGGUUCCCAAUAGUUUUGCUAGCUUUAGCUAAAGCUAAAAUGGCUGCACUAUGUGGUUAAUGUUACUUCAUAAGCCACUAUAGCUUAGUUAGCUUUAGCAACAUAAGCUCAAGCAAAUGUAGCCAAAGCUAACAUAGCUAUGUAGAUAAUAUAGCUAUAUUGCUUGCCUGGCUGCUUUAUGAACUUAGCUCUAGCUACAUUAGCUACCUAGCAUACACCGCUAACGGAGCUAUGUAAGCUACACUUGCUG